Ipomoea nil (Japanese morning glory) is the source of this 1612-nucleotide messenger RNA. Its product is annotated as probable protein phosphatase 2C 14. Bases 141 to 1550 code for a protein of 469 amino acids. The transcript is spliced from 5 exons. The record is from RefSeq and is a predicted model, not a curated record. Gene Ontology annotation, molecular function: cation binding; protein serine/threonine phosphatase activity. Gene Ontology annotation, biological process: protein dephosphorylation. Lineage: Eukaryota; Viridiplantae; Streptophyta; Magnoliopsida; Solanales; Convolvulaceae.
AAUCCCUCCCUCCACUCUCCACUUCAACCAGAAAUUUAAGCACUCUGUGAAAUUCUGCCGCAGCAAGCACUUUCAAGAUCAAGAGCGGUGACCCAAGACGCAGUUUCCAAAUUUUUCAGAGAGCCAACACAGAUCCCGAUAUGGAUUCUGGUUCUCUGAAGAGGAAGAGACCUCCCAUGAUCGAGAUUCCUAAUGUCCUCCGUGAAAUCAGUGCGCCCGAGGAGCCGAGAGCUUGUGCCACCGCCGCCCAGGACGACGCCGUGUGGUUCAGUGCUAAGGGGGUGGGCGUUUUCUCCCUCAAAGGCCGCAAGAAGUUCAUGGAGGAUACCCACAAGAUUGUUUGUUGCCCGCAUGCCAAAAAGGGAUUUUUUGGAGUGUAUGAUGGGCAUGGAGGGAGCAAAGCUGCUGAAUUUGUAGCAGAGAAUUUGCAUUCUAAUAUUCUGGACAUGCUGAAGAAUUCACCUGGCAGUUCAGCCAAAGAAGAUGCCAUUAUGGCUGGGUAUUUGAAAACUGACUCUGAAUUCUUGAAAAAGGGAAUAUGCAGUGGUGCCUGCUGCGUCACUGCUUUGGUUGAAGGAGAGGAGAUCAUAGUUUCCAAUUUAGGGGACUGCAGAGCAGUUCUUUGUAGAAGCGGAGUAGCUGAAGUCCUUACGAGAGAUCAUAGAGCUGGACAAGAGGAUGAGCGGAGAAGGAUCGAGGAUAAGGGAGGCUACGUUGAGAUUCACCGAGGAGCUUGGAGAGUUCAUGGUGUACUCUCGGUUUCCAGAAGCAUUGGAGAUGCUCAUUUGAAGGACUGGGUAGUGGCCGAGCCUGACACAAAGAGAAUGUGCCUUACUGCAGAUAUGCAAUAUCUUGUUUUAGCUUCAGAUGGACUUUGGGACAAGGUUGAGAACCAGGAAGCCAUAGAUAUGGUGAUGCAAUCAUGUCAACCGGGACCAAAAGAUGAUGAUUUAAAAGAAAACGUGUUUGAAUUUGAUUGUAUAAGCACCAGUCCCUCUUCAAAGCUAAAGAGAAUUUCUCUAGUGAAGUCAAACAAAGGAAACGAAAGCGAUUUUGGCACUGAAAAUGGAAGUCCUGCACAAAAGUCUCUGAGGAUUUCAUUGGCCAAGUCUAGUAGAGUAGGAGGCUACUCUCCAUGCUCUAACAGAAGUUCUGAUAACUGGAAAGAAACAGAUGAUGAAUUCAGCAGAGAAACCGAAACUCCAUUGAAGGCUCGACGAAUUUCACUGGCACAUUCAAGUAUAAGGGCAGGCUGCUCUCCAUGCUCGACUAAAAGUGGUGAUGCCUGGAAAGAAACAGACGAUGAAUUCAGCAGAGAAAACGAAAGCCCAUUGAAGGCUCGACGAAUUUCGCUGGCCAAUUCGAGUAUAAGGGCAGGCUGCUCUCCACGUUGUAAGAGAAGUGUUGUUGAUAGCUGGAAAGAAAAUGAAGAAAAGAGUGCACUUGUGGAUGCCUGUAAGAAACUUGCAAGCCUUGCUGUGACAAAGGGUAGUUUGGAUGAUGUAACUGUGAUGAUCAUUGAUCUUGCUCAUUUCAAAAACUUGCCAUGAAUUUUUCAGAUAGUUUUGUUUGCUUCUGCAUAUAUAUAUAUAUAUAAUUCUUUCUUCCUACA